AUGUUGAUGCAGCUUGCGGGACUGGCCCUAUAUGCUGAGUCUGUCUGGGUGACAGCCGAUCCAUACAAAGUGUACCCCAUCCUGGGGGUCUCGGGAAAAGAUGACGUCUACGCAGGUGCCUGGAUCUCCAUCUUCACUGGCUUUGCCUUCUUCUGCAUCUGUGUCUUUGGUAUUAUCAGCCUGGUGCGUGGCAAUCGCCUUAUGGUUUUGCUGUAUCUGGUCCUGAUCCUGGUUGUCUACUUGUUUGAAUGCGCGUCUUGCAUCACAGCCUACACUCACCGGGACUUUGUGGUUUCGAAUUCCAAUUUGGUCACCAAACAGAUGCUGACCUACUAUUCUGCGGACACACACCAAGGCCGGGAGCUCACCCGGAUGUGGGACCGCUUCAUGAUGGAGCAACAAUGCUGCGGCACCAACAGUCCAAUGGACUGGGUGAACUACACCUCAGUCUUCCGCGGCAGGUACCCCGAGGUGGUGGCCCCCUGGCCGUUCUACUGUUGCAAGCGGGACCCCAACUUCAUCAUCCUCAAUGAAGAGGGCUGCAGACUGGGGCACGUUGACUACAUCAAUACCAAGGGCUGCUUCGACCACAUCAAACACGCAGUAGACAGCUACGCCUGGGGGGUCUCCUGGUUCGGCUUUGCUAUCCUAAUGUUCACGUGCCCUGUGGUCCUUCUGGUCAUAUACCACUACACCACAAUGUGAGGAACCCCAGCUGGUCAAGCUGGUUUGCAUCCGGUGA
Messenger RNA from Gekko japonicus, 742 nucleotides. It is a transcript of the gene UPK1A, whose product is annotated as uroplakin 1A. The coding region runs from base 1 to 705 and encodes 234 amino acids. Lineage: Eukaryota; Metazoa; Chordata; Lepidosauria; Squamata; Gekkonidae. Gene Ontology annotation, cellular component: membrane. The transcript has 6 exons. The record is from RefSeq and is a predicted model, not a curated record.